Messenger RNA from Habropoda laboriosa, 780 nucleotides. RefSeq names its product protein Fer3-like. The record is from RefSeq and is a predicted model, not a curated record. The transcript has 3 exons. The coding region runs from base 1 to 780 and encodes 259 amino acids. Lineage: Eukaryota; Metazoa; Arthropoda; Insecta; Hymenoptera; Apidae. Gene Ontology annotation, molecular function: protein dimerization activity.
AUGGCUCUUCUAACAAAUCUCCACGAGUAUUCAGUUUCCACCGAAACAGUAAUAACUACAUAUCCAAGUAUCAGAAGAACUUACGACACUUUGUACCCUUCGCCGUAUAAUUCGCCGAAUUAUGAUUCCAUCAAGGUUCCAUACGGAGAAAAUUAUUUGUGCAAGAGUGAAUUAACUCCGCAAAAAAAAGUAGAUGUGAUUAAUUAUGGAAAAGAAGUAGUUACAAAAUAUUCAAAAACUCCAGAGUGGUACGAAAGAAGUUCUUUCAAUGUUUUGACACCGGUAACGCCUCAAAGGCAUGAUCCGCAGCACACGAUAAGUCACAUUACUUCUCCAAGCGCAAUGCUACACGAAGACAAUUCAACGGAAUAUCAACCACCAGCUUACUGUUACGAAAGCCCGCCUCAGGAACAGAAGUUUCGAAGCCUCGAGUGUGGAAAACCGAUAGAAAUGAUCGCGGAACAGCGAAGAAAUUGCUGCAAACCUGUUACGGCCGCACAUAAACAAAUGUCACCAACAAAUAGUCCUCGAAGGGGAAGACGGCGUUCUAGAGACAUACCACCAUCACCAAGCGUAUUGAAGCGCCGGCGGUUAGCCGCGAACGCACGCGAGAGGCGUCGAAUGAAUGGUCUGAACGACGCUUUCGAUAAGUUACGCGAAGUUGUACCCAGUCUUGGAGGGGAUCACAAACUCAGUAAAUUCGAGACGUUACAAAUGGCACAAACGUACAUCGCGGCGCUGUGCGAUCUUCUUCAGAGACACGAUGGAAAGUGGCAAUGA